UCAAGACCUUCAGUACAGUUUCAUACAGCACUGUGCCUGUCACGACUCAGCUGCAGACAUGAAUAGCCAAGAAGUUACUUAUGCAGAACUUAAUCUGAUGAAAGACUCAAAGAGACAGCAAAUGAAACCCAAGGGCACUAAAAGUUCCAUUUCAGUAACUGAGCAGGAACUGCUCUAUGCAGAAUUAAAUCUUCAAAAUGCUUCUCAGGAUCUUCAAGGGAAUGACAAGAAUUAUCACUGCAAAGCUACUGAAAUACCAGAGCAGAAAAAUUUGUCCCUGACAACAAAGAUCCAGAAAGCACAUCACUGUGGUUGUCCAAAAGAGUGGUUUGUGUAUUCCAACAAUUGCUAUUACAUUAGCACUGAGAGAAAAUCAUGGAAUGAAAGUUUUAUGUCCUGUGCUUCUAAGAACUCUAACCUGCUGUACAUAGAUGAUGAAGAAGAAAUGUAUAUGUUGGACUUCUUCAUUCGUUCUUCAUGGUGUAGAGUCUCCCAGACAAGAAAUAAUAGUUCAUGGCUGUGGCCCAAAGGCUUAACUUUCCUUUCCAAACCGUUGUCAGUAUCUUCAGAGUGGGACCACAAUUGUACCUUUUUAUACGUUCAGGCCAAAAAAAUUUUAAUUGAAUCCUGCUUAGAAAUAAAAACAUAUAUGUGUAAGCACCAGGCACUUCAACCUACCUAAAUCUGAUAUAAUGCUGCUUCACCAUCUAUAAAGAAUAUAUUUCUCCUUUCUUCAAGCCAUAUGAUUCUUUUCUUAGAGUUAUUUUUUUAAGAUUUUAUUUUUUACAACAAUUUUGGGGUCACGGCAAAAUUAAGACAAUGGUACAGAGAUUUCCCAUAACCCUCCAGCAUGCACAUAUGCAUGCCGUCUCCCAUCAUCAACAUCACUCAUUAGAAUGCUUUGCUUGUUACCAAGGAUUAAUCUCCAAAGAUUUGGACCCAAGGUCCAAAGAGUACCUGAGGUUUUACCCUUAGGGUUGUAGAAUUAUUUUUAAAUCUUUAUUUAUAUUAACAUAAAAAAAUAUAUACUCAGGAAUAUAUCAUCCAUCUCUUAAACUUUUGUUAUUUAUUAAAAUAAAUUACAUAUACAUUAUAAAUGAUAAUAUCAAGCAUUAUUAUGAUAAAGCCCUUGGUAGGGUGAAAAAGCCCCCUCAUAUUGCCAAAUUAAUUGAUUUGUUCUAGCCCUAAACGGGCUGCAUGUGAAGGUUGAAUGACCCAGAGUGGCAAGGUUAUCAGUCAGUGUUGAGGUAGGAGACAGAAACCAGGAGAAGUUUGAUAUAAAGAAUUAUUAACUAUAUGGGAAAGCCUAGCAUGAGGGGAUGAAACAAAGUUAUAAGAAUACCUUAGGCUUAAAGGAAAGUACCGAAAGGAGGGAUCACUGGGAAGCCAGAUCCGCUCUCUGAAGAUGGGAUUUAGAUGUCAUCGAGGACAAUGUGGGUGCACACAGCUUCAUGGCCGACAUGCUCACUGGAUUGACCUGGGGCAGAGCAGCUCCUCGGUCCCCUGGCUGAACUUGGUGAGGAAGGAUCUCGGUCUAAGACUGGCAGGCAGGAAGAACCCCCUGCCAGAGUGUUAGCAGGUAGAGGCUGGAAGAGGAAACUUUAAAUGGCACUGGCCACAGACACUCAUGGAGGCUGAAUACACAGGACUUCCUGCAAACAUGCAGCUGGCAACUAAGCCAUAGUGGCCAAAGGAGAGAAAACACCAAGGAACCAGGAAGAAGAGCACUUUCUGCUGCAGUGUCUCUCGAUGGCCUUUUACCAACAGAAGUCAACCUCCUGUGAGAUGACGAGAGAAAAUUGAUAGGAUCUUGCACCGUUAUCUGAGAAAAGAGCACUGAGGGAUAGAUUUGGAGCUGAGAGUACUAAAUUGAUAACCAGGCACUCAGGGUAUCAUGCAACAAUCCCAGGGUUGCCGUCUAAGAGCCAUUCAGAUCUGCCCACUUCCUCAGAGAAUGGAACCAAGCUGUACCUUCUGAAUCCGUUUUAGUGCAGCACUAAUCAAAGAUUAGAUUCAUUUUUGGGGAGAGGUUGCUUUUUCAAUGAAUAACAACCAGUGUCCUUUGGUACUUCUUCUUGUCUACUGUUUUCCUCACCAGGAUUUCAGAUAUUUUGGAAGGUAUCUUGUUUUAUUCAAUUAUCUGUGUCCUCA
Messenger RNA from Leopardus geoffroyi (Geoffroy's cat), 2151 nucleotides. RefSeq names its product NKG2-A/NKG2-B type II integral membrane protein-like. The coding region runs from base 59 to 682 and encodes 207 amino acids. The record is from RefSeq and is a predicted model, not a curated record. Gene Ontology annotation, biological process: stimulatory C-type lectin receptor signaling pathway; positive regulation of natural killer cell mediated cytotoxicity. Lineage: Eukaryota; Metazoa; Chordata; Mammalia; Carnivora; Felidae. The transcript is spliced from 5 exons.